GCCCUGUGUGGAACGAGGCUGUGAGCUCUGUGUGGGGCUGUGAGCUCUGUGCAGUGUGGGGCUGUGAGCCCUGUGGGUGCUCUGGGGCUGUGAACCCUGUGUGGUGUGGGGUUGUACAGCUCUGUGUGCUCUAUGGGGCUGUGAGCCCUGUGUGGGCUGGGCUGGGUUGUGAGCCCUGUGUGCUCUGUGGGGCUCUGUGCUCUCGGCUCUGUGGGGCUGUGAGCCCUGUGUGGGGUGGGCUGGAUGGGCUCUGUGCUCUGUGGGGCUCUGUGGGGCUGUGAGCCCUGGGGGUGCUCUGGGGCUGUGAGCUGUGUGGGAUGUGGGGCUGUGAGCUCCGUGGGGCUGUGAGCCCUGUGUGAGGUGGGGUUGGGUUGUGAGCCUGGUGAGUUCUGUGGGGCUGUGAGCCCUGUGUGAGGUGGGGUUGGGUUGUGAGCCCGGUGAGUUCUGAGGUGAGUUCUGAGGGGCUGUGAAUGCUGUGGGGCUGAGAUCAGGACCCCGGUGUGAUCUGGGGGUCAGCCUGUGUCUCACAUGAUGUGGGGCUCAGUCCCUGUGUGACGUGGCCAUCCCUGGCGGUCAGACCCUCCAUGUGGGGUGGGCUGGGGCUGUUCCCCCUCUCUGGUUUGGGGCUGGGGAUCAGGCCCUGCCAUGCCAUCUGGUGUGAGGCUGCAGCUUCUGUUUCCCAUGGAAUGGAGUCCCUUUGGGAGCCAAGGCUGGGGGAAAAUCAUGCAGACACUGUGACAUUUGUGAGGGAGCCACAGCUCUGUCUCUGGAACAGGGGUGAAAGUGAUAACAAGGCAGAAGAAUGAGUCAUGGAGGUCUAGAAGUGACAGGAGCUGCAAGAGUAAUUUCCGUCCUGUCUCCUGCUGUAGGGCAGGAGCCAGCUUAGACCUUGUAUCAAACCUGUUCUUUAAAGGUCCUGGAAUAAAGAGGAGUAAAAGGGAAAGUAGAAAUUAAACAAGUGUGGGAAGAGCCUGUGGGAUUUCCUCGCUGGGCUGCUAUUCCCCUCCUUGAGCCAUGUUUGACAGAGCAGCUCUCAAGGACAGUCUGAAUUUGUGUUUUUAUGCCAUGCAGCAGAACCAGUAAAAUGGCUAAAACUGCAGGCAUCAGCCACAAGUUCCCAAACCAAGGAUUAUUUCCCUGACUCAAUAUUCCCCCUCCCCUUUAAUGGAGACACUUCAUUUGUUCCCACAGCCUAAAACUUCCAACUGAGCUGUUAUUUCUUUCUGUGCUGAGAAAUUUUAUCCCAGGCAGGGCUGGACCCUUCACUGUUGCUCUCUUCAUACCAACCGUGGUUUUUUCCUUCAAACUAAACCCCAUCAUUAUCAAGUAUUGUCAUCUGAUACUUUUCCAUCUAAUUCAGUUUCCUGCUUGGAGGUGGUAGCCCCAUGUCCCUCAGUCUGUGGGGAUCCCUCUGCAGCCCCACAUGUGAACUUUGGGGUCUGGCAGCUUUGUUUGUGGAGGUGACAUCAUGGCGUUUUCCCCAUGGCAACAGGAGGAUGCUGAACGCGAGGAGAUUUUCAGUGGGAACAGAGCAUGCAGCCAAAGGCAAGUCUGAGACGUUAAUUAGUUAAUUAGGGUAAAAAUAAAGAUGAAUGUGGGAAAUCCCAGAGGCUGACAGGCUCAUGUUUCCAGUUUAAUGUUUUCUUGCAGACACACCUCCCAUGAACACAUUUAAUUUGGGUUAGUCCCAUUUUAGAGAGGGGAAAACAGGUACUGAGAAGACAACUGGCUUCUUAUCAGGCAGCAUUGGCUGGGGGCAGAUCCUUCCAACACCUCCUUGCUGCUCCUUGACCUUGGCUGCAAUCAUUCCUUGGUAUUUUCAGGGCUGUCAGUGAGCUGUGACUGUGGUGGGUGUUUCUCUGUUCUGUCCAUGAGGAAGGACUUUUCUCCUCAGUCUCUCAUCUCCUCUCAGGGCAGGGAUGGGUUCCUGGAGGUGUGGGUUUCCUGUGGGUUCCAUGCAGGGUUCUUGAUUUUGCUGGAGACUCUGCUGCCAUAUAAUUGCAUAUUUAUUCAUUUAAACAUGAGAUAAAUAUUCAAACUAGUUUAAAGAAAUGCUUAUUUAUUUAAACCAGCAGACUGUGGCUGUGCUGGAAUGAGAGAGCUCACAAUGGUGGAGGUUGGAUGGUGGAAUGAAUGUCAUUGAAAUUACCUCUGGUCCUUACACCCCAAACAGAUCAGAGUGUUCCUUGCCCACACACAAACCUGCUGCAAGGAGGAGGAAGAGGGAGAGGAAAACGAGGAAAAGCAGGAGGAGAAGGAGGAGGCAGUCCCUGUCCAGCCCUGUGUCAUCACUUUUUAUCCAUCACAAUCUCCCAACAGGGUGAUUAUUUCUUUCUUCAGAGCAUUCCAGGCUGAGGAAAAUGGCAUUUACAUACAGAGCACACAUGGAGAUCAUGGGAAGUGCUCCUUGCUGUCCAUCCAGCAGGAGAUUUGGGUUGUAUUGCUUCUUUUCUGGUUUUUUUUUUUUUGUUUUUUUUUUUUUUUUUUUUUUUUUGUUUGUUUGUUUGUUUUUUUGGUUGUUUUUUUUUCCCUGUUUUGAGCCCAUCUGAAUCUCCCAGCACAAGAGCACCACACUUGCACAUUUGAGUGAGCUGGGUAAUGAGCCUGGAAAGCCUGUCCUGUGCUUGGCCAGUCCCAGAAUCCACCCAGGCAUGAACCAGGACUGAAAAUAUUCCUCUGUGGUGGUUAGAGGUGCUGCUGUUGCCUGGCCCCAGGUGGGUAAAGCCACAAGCUUUGAGAUGGCGCUUAGGUGACCUCAAAUGCUACUUCUAGCUUGUCCCGUCCUCAGUUUUGCCUCGCUUAUACACAUCCCAUUCCCCAGUGCUGCUCCCUGGGAGGGGCUGGCCCUCAUUGACGGUGGGGUGUCCUGGAGAAGAUGAGGGGGAACAAACACCAGCUGCAGGCCCCUGUGAGCUGUUCUGGGAGCACUUUUGAUCACUGUGGUGAUGCAGCUUCAGCAUCAGCACAAAAUAUUAAUUCCCCCCCAAAACAACUGUGUCUUCCUGAGGUCUCACACUUGCCUCAUCCAUCAUGUCAGAUGCUGCUUUAUCUUCUAAACAAAUACCCUGCUGCUACCACAUUUGUUGGUUUGAAUCCCAGGAUUUCUCCUGGCAUAUGUUAUUUUCUUCCCAGAAGCCACAAGCCGUGGUAAACAAACAUUUACAGGCACCAGGAACACGGGACCUGGGUUUUUCCAUGGCUGACUUAUUUGUCUGGCAAGAACCAUAAAUUCUCGAGGUUCAGGGCUGAAGUCAGCCCUGGGAGCUGGGCUUAGGAAAAAAAUUCUUGAACAGGCAUUUGUUUGUGGAGUUUUUUGCCAUUUCCUCUGAAACACAUUGUUCUUGUGGAGCAAGAUGGGUCACUAGGGGUGCCACAUGUCUGGUCAUCCCAAUCCUGCAGCAUGGAUGUGUCCUUGGAGGCCAGGGGGACAAAGAGGAGCUUCACCCUCGGUAUGCUCUGACCCAGGCUCAGUGUCCAGCUCUGCUUUGGGACAAUGCCCAAGUGUGUGUCCCCCCAGCUGCCUCAGUUUCCCCUUUCUACAAGUUGUUGUUCCUGGGUUUAAGUGUAAGCUGCUCAGGGCAGGGACUGUAUCCCACCAGGGUCACCCCCCAGUGACAGCACUGCUCCUGUGGGGAGGGUCCCUCUAGUCCCCAUGGGUGGGGGCUGUGGUUGAGGGGCUCGAGUGUUCCUGGAGAGGAGAGGGUGCAGGAGCUGAGAUGGGAAUGGGGGCAACAGCAAGGCUGGAAGAGAGAUCCAGCCUAGGGCUGCAGAGGAGGCCAGUAAGCGCUGCUGCAUCCUGAUUUUAGGGGCUUUAGGGUGCUUUCCUUCCUUUGAAAGAGAAGGGGGAUGACAAAGGUGAAUGCGGUGGGUUCUUCCCCUCCCGGCAGCUGCUGCGGAAAAUCCCGGGGAGACAAAUGGUGAGGAUGGGUAAGGGGAGUUUGCAGCCUCUUUUUUCCACCAGCCUGUCGGGUGCAUCUCCUCCGCCCGGAUGGGCUUCGCCCCUCACCCGUUCCUCCCCUGCAGCCCCCGGGCUCAGGAGGGGAGCGAGGGGAGGGGGAACCGCCAGGGUGUUCGAGGGGAUUGUCAUGGUUACCUCCUGACAAAACAAAUGGCUCCACUGGGUGAUGAUGAUGGUGAUGGUCACCCAGACAGCUCCGGACACUUUGAGUCAGGGGUGGGGAGCGAGAGACCCACCCUGGGGAUCCAGCAGCCCCCCAUCCCAGGGGUGCCAGACACCCUCCCGGCUCCGGGCAGAGCCUCCCCGCCGGGGCACAUGUUGCUGCAGCCGGUUCGAGACAGCGCUCCGCCGCCGUGCCUGUCGCGUUCAGGAUUCCUCCUGCCCCUCCUGCCCUCCCCAGCCCAGCCGCAGAGGGGCUGGAAGAGUGGGUGAAGUUGCUCCAACCCCCCCAUCCCCUUCUUCCUUCUCCUCCUCCUCUCUCCCAGGAAAGCUCCCCACCGUCACGCAGAGACCCCCAGGAAGAUGCCAGGGCUGAUUAACUGGGCCACCCUCUCCCGGCUGCCCCUCAUUGCGUCCGAGGUGACCUCCUGUGUCAGCGGCUAUGCCUUUGGGAUGACAGCCCUGCUCACCUACCACAACCCCGAUCCCCAGGCUCUGGAAGGUCUCUUUGUGUACCCCUUGGACGAGGGCACAACUGUCGUGGGCUUCGAGGCAGCUGUGUCACGGCGCACUGUGACAGUGCAGAUCAAAGACAAAGCCAAGAUGGAUGACACCUACUUCAACAGCUGCAGCCUCCCCCCUGGAAGAGCUGGUGAUGGAAGGCUUAUCAUGGAUGAGGACCUGGAGAGGAUUGUUUUUGUGGCCAACCUGGGCAUGAUUCCUCCCCUGGAAAGUGUCUCCAUCUUCAUCAGCACCUCCUCUGAGCUGCAGACACUCCCCAGCGGGGUGGUGAGAGUCCUUCUGCCAGCUGUGUGUGUCCCCAGGGUCUCCCAGCCCAGCCUGGAGAAUGCCAGAAGCUUUUCCAGCCACCAGCUCCAAACGGACAAGCACCCCUGUGGAUUGGGGAGCCUGGAGCAAGGGAGCAGGUUCUGCCUGACUCAGCUGCUGGACAGUGAGGCCACCAACCCCUUUGAGUAUGAGUUCAGCUUCCAGCUGGAGAUCCGGGGGCCGUGUUUGCUGGCAGGAGUUGAGAGCCCCACACACGAGAUCCGAGCAGACGCCGACCCCUCAGCUCGCUCUGCCAAGAGCAUCGUGAUCACGCUGGCCAACAAACACACCUUCGACAGACCCGUGGAGAUCCUGAUCCACCCAAGUGAGCCCCACUUGCCCCACAUCUUAAUGGAAGAGGGUGACAUGACCCCUGCAGAGUAUGAACGACACCUGAAGGGGAAGAACGAUUUCAUUAAAGGCACUAAGAAAGACCCCAGUGCCAAGAAAAAGACGGAAAUCAUCAGGAAGAGGCUGAACAAGGACAUCCCCCACCACCCUGUCAUCAUGCUCAACUUCUGCCCUGACUUGAGGAUGGUGCAGCCAGGCCUCCGGAAAGCCCAGGGAGAGUUCAUCUUCCUGGUGGACCGCAGUAGGAGCAUGAGUGGUGUGAACAUCAGCCGUGCCAAGGAUGCCCUGCUGGUCAUUCUCAAGAGCCUGAUGCCAGCGUGUCUCUUCAAUGUCAUUUGGUUUGGAUCCACCUUCAAGACCCUCUUUCCUGUCAGCCAGGCCUAUUGUGAGGAGAGCCUGCUCAUUGCCUGCCAGAGCAUCAGGAGGAUCCGGGCUGAUAUGGGCAGCAUCAACCUCUUGUCCCCCCUGAAGUGGCUCGUCCGCCAGCCCACCCACAGGGGCCACCCCCGGCUGCUCUUUCUGCUGACAGCCGGGGCCGUCAGCAACACCGGGAAGGUUCUGGAGCUGCUGCGGGACCACUCCUGCUCCACCAGGUGCUACAGCUUUGGUGUGGGGCCAAACGCCUGCAGCAGGCUGGUCCGGGGUCUGGCUGCCGUGUCCAGGGGCGUCUCCGAGUUCCUGGAGGAGGAUGAGAGGCUGCAGCCCAAGAUGGUCAGGUCACUGAAGAAGGCGAUGGCGCCGGUCCUGAGCGACGUGUCCGUGGAGUGGGUCUUUCCUGAGAGCACCGAGGUCUUGGUGUCCCCUGUCAGCAGCAGCUGCCUGUUCCCUGGUGACCGCCUGGUCAGCUACGGUGUCAUCUGCGACACCUCCCCGUACCUCUCCAACCCCAGAUCUGACAAGAGGCGGCAGUACAGCACGAUGCAUUCCCAGGAGUCGGGCAGCUCUGUUUUCUUUCACUCCCAGGAGGAGGGAGCAAGCUUGGAGAGCUGGAACCACUCCAGAGACUCGGAGGGGUCCUGCCCCGCCGAGCGCUCCCCCGAGCACCUGGGCGUGGGCAGAGAUCCCGGGGCAGAGUCGGACACGGACACGGGAAAGGACGUGCAGGCUCUGUCCAGGCGGCGGGCAUACAGCACCACCCAAAUCUCCGAGCACGAGCCUCGCAGGAAGGUGCCCACAGCCAGCGACCCUGGCACAGCCCUGGUGAAAAACCCCCUGAGGAAAACCCACCUGCAGGACCUGCAGCAGCUCAGCCCCGAGCCCUGCCAGGUGGAUUUCCAGCCCCUCCCGGCCAUCCCGCAUGCCUCUGCCGCCAGGAUCCGUGGCACAGGCGCCCGGCGCCCUGCCCUGCUCCAGCACAGCUGUGUGUCCUUCUGCCAGGACGCCGCCCCCCCGGCGCUGCCGGACGGGCUGCAGGAAGCCCCGGCAAGGGGCUCGGAAGCACUUGGGGCCAUCAGGAGCCUGCACUCCUCAUCGGACAGCCGGAGCCCCGGGGAUCUGGAGUCUGCCCAGCAUCCAUCCCUCACUUUUGAGACAGAGACCUCCUCUGACUGGGAGCCCCAGGACCUGGAUGUGGGUGCUGCCUGUGGCUCCCCACGCUCCCCCAGGACCCUCUGCAAGGCAGUGGUGAAGGGGCUGAGGAACAACGAGCCUGUGCAGUGGGAAGUCACGUUUGAUAUCCACCCUCUGUUCCGGGAGCGGGAGAGCCAGGAGGAUGGUGACACUGACCUGUGGAGUGAGACCUUCCACCACCUGGCAGCCAAGUCACUCAUCCAGGACUUGGAGCAGCUCGCCGACAGGGAGUGUGAAAUCGAGCAUGGGUCGGGGCAGCGGUUCCAGCUCAGCGCUGUCCACACCAGCAAGGCCUGCAACAUCAUCAGCAAGUACACGGCCUUUGUGCCCGUGGACCUGAGCACCAGCUCCUACCUGCCCACCCUGGUGCAGUACACCCACACAGGGGCAACAUCCAAGCAAGGCAACCAGAGGAAACAGAAGAGUUCAGGAAGCAGAAGGCAUCGUGGCUGUUCCCCUGGACGUCCUCAGUCAGCAUGUGGCCAGAAUGGAGACUACAGAUUUAACAGCAGGAAUGCUGAGGAGAGCAGCCCCUCGCCCUCCAGCACCCCGUCCUCGUCUGCCUGGGAGCGCUGCCGUGUCCCUGAAGGGCCUCUCCACAGCCUGUCUGCUUCCUCUGCACAAGCCCAAAAAUCCAUUGAGAGGCUCUUUGCUGCCAGGCUGACCCUCAAUAAAACCAUGCUGCUGGUUCGAGCUGCCAAAGGCUUCAUGAGUAAAUCUCCAAGCAGAGGGAGCAAAGCCAGCUCUGAGGGUGACAGUGAGAGCAUGGACUACCUUCCCCUGGUGUCCCUGCAGCUGGCCUGCGGUGCCUUCCUUCUGAACUCAGCCUUCUGCGACGCCGUCAACAUCCCCAUGGAGAAGCUGAAGCGGACGUCGCCCUUCGCCUGCCACCGCCUGUCCCUCAGCCCCUCCGGCUCGUACAGCACCAAGAGGAGCAGUCCCUCCUCGGAGCACCGGCUCCUGAGCUGCGCCCAGCCGCUGCUGGGCCCCAGUGGGCCGGGGCAGGGCCCGGCCGGGGCAGCGGGGCCGGAGGACACGGGCCGCCUCCGGCUCCUGUCGGGCAGCGCGGCCGAGAGCGCCUGCAGGGCCCUGCAGGCCGACAAGGAGCCGCGGGCCCCGGCCAUCACCAUCCGCAGCUUCUCCUCCCCCGCCGGCAGCGGCCGGGGCUGGGACACCGCCGCCUCCGAGCUGCAGGCUGUGCUCUCGGCCGCGGAGCUGCAGCAGCAGACAGAGCCCGAGGGGAUGCUGUGGGCCACGGCCGUGGCCCUGGCCUGGCUGGAGCACAGCUCGGCCUCCUACUUCAUCGAGUGGGAGCUGGUGGCUGCCAAAGCCAGCCUGUGGCUGAGCGGGCAGGACUUCCCGGAGGGAUCCAGCCUGGCCGCGGUGAAGGCUGCAGCCCAGCAGCUCUUUGUGCUGCUCCGUCACUGGGACGAGAACCUGGAGUUCAACCUGCUGUGCUACAACCCAGGCAGUGUGUAAGAGGAGAAGGAGGGAGGCUUGGGCAGAUCAGUGAGGACACGGGCAGGGAUCUAUCCUUAAGGAAAUGCCUCCAAGGAACUCAACUCCUCUGCUGCAGGGAUGUGUGUGUUUAUUAGAGCAAACCCUGCAAACAGAGCAGCCUGGGCAAAGUCCUGCACUCAGCAGUCAGGAUUUUGCCCUGGAAGGGAACCUACCACUGCCUGCUGUAGAUGCUUUUUAUUUUCAACUAGAUCAACACUUCCAGCUACAGCAGUUCCCUCUGAUUCUGAUUUCUUCUGGUCCAAGCCCAGUUUCCAGGGCAGAUCUUGUGGCCUGCUCCACUUUCCCUGUCCUUGCUUAGAUGCCUUUUCCCAGCUCUGAAUCACUGCCAAGCCCCCACUGCAGCCCCUCAGCCCCGAAUCCCUGCUUUCCUGGUGCUCCUACCUGGCUCCUGCCAUCUCAGAUGACUUUCAGAGAAGACAAAGGUCUGACAACAUGCUCAUCUCAUGGAUAAAAGGGAAUCUGGGCUGGGAAUGAGCAUGUGAAGAGCAGCCCCACUGUCACAGCCAGGAGGAUCGAGCCCAGCCACCCACAAACAAGCCAGGCUGGGACCAAACCCCAUCACAUCCACACAGUGCUGGGCUCCUGCAGGCUCUCUGCAAUCCCAGCAGGAGUUUGUGAGAUCCCUUGCAGCCAAUGUGUGCCUUUGGAGCUCCACAGGCAGAGCCAGGGUGCCCGGGACUGAGGGAUCAAGUGCCUACGGAGGGAGUUGUGUGCCACUGUCUCCAGAGUGGCUGCAAUGCCCGUGGAGCCCAUCUGGAACCCACUGCCUUUUGCUCCCUCCCUUGGCAUGUAGCAGCCUUGCCUGUCCCAGCAGGCUUCUGUCUCGUGUCUGUGUGUCUGGGGGUGACACAGGAGGGAAAGCAGUGCUGGGGACCAUGAGCAUCCCUCUGGUCUCUGCUCUGGUGUCACCUCUCCAAGGUCCUCAGGACCAUGAGCACCCUCUGGUCUCUGCUCUGGUGUCACCUCUCCAAGGUCCUCAGGACCAUGAGCAUCCCCCUAGUCUCUGCUCUGGUGUCACCUCUCCAAGGUCCUCAGGACCAUGAGCACCCUCUGGUCUCUGCUCUGGUGUCACCUCUCCAAGGUCCCCAGGACCAUGAGCACCCUCUGGUCUCUGCUCUCAGUGUGGCCUCUCUGGGAUCCCCAGGAUUAUCCUUCUGGUCUCUGCUCUGGUUUCACCUCUCUCAGGUCUCCAGGAGCUUCCCUCUGGUCUCUGCUCUCAGUGUCAGCUCUCUGGGCUCCCCAGAACCUCGAGCACCCCUCCAGUGUCUGCUUUGAUGUCACCUCUCUGAGGUCCCCGUGUGGCAAUGCUCAGUGGUGCUGCAGGUUUGCUGGCAGGUGCCUGGGCACAGUCGUGUUCUCUGUUGUUGCAGAAGUGUUGUUGUCCCAGUAAAUCACAGCCUGCUCUACUU
Molecule: messenger RNA, 9795 nt
Organism: Passer domesticus (house sparrow)
Lineage: Eukaryota; Metazoa; Chordata; Aves; Passeriformes; Passeridae
Gene: VWA5B1
Product: von Willebrand factor A domain containing 5B1
Exons: 23
Coding region: 4481-8344 (1287 amino acids)
Source: RefSeq, a predicted model, not a curated record